This is a messenger RNA of Meleagris gallopavo (turkey), 647 nucleotides long. It is a transcript of the gene ATOH8, whose product is annotated as atonal bHLH transcription factor 8. The record is from RefSeq and is a predicted model, not a curated record. Gene Ontology annotation, molecular function: DNA-binding transcription factor activity; protein dimerization activity; E-box binding. NCBI's taxonomy places the organism in Eukaryota, Metazoa, Chordata, Aves, Galliformes, Phasianidae. Gene Ontology annotation, cellular component: nucleus. Gene Ontology annotation, biological process: positive regulation of transcription by RNA polymerase II; anatomical structure morphogenesis.
UUGGCCAACGCCCGGGAGAGGACCCGCGUCCACACCAUCAGCGCCGCCUUCGAGGCGCUGCGGAAGCAGGUUCCCUGCUAUUCUUAUGGUCAAAAGUUGUCCAAACUGGCCAUCUUGAGAAUAGCCUGUAACUAUAUCCUUUCCCUGGCCAGACUAGCAGACCUGGAUUACAGCGCUGACCACAGUAACAUGAGCUUCUCUGAAUGCGUGGAGCAGUGCACUAGGACCUUACAAGCAGAAGGAAGAUCUAAAAAAAGGAAGGUUACUUAACGCUGAACCAAUUAGGUGAAAUCAUCAUCAAGCUGCAGUAGGAGGAAGCAGAGCGCUCGGCCAGUUUUCCUCUUGGAAAGUGACAUGGGUAAAUUAAAGGAGUGAUUGAUGUCUUUGUUCGGGCUUUUAUGACAAAAAGAGUUUUGUAAACUUGAAUUGAACUUCCCCCUGCUUUCUGGGCUCGCUUGUCAUGCAGGAUAAUAAAUCAGCGGGGCUUUAAUGGAUAAAUGGACAGCUAAGCUGGGGAGCAGGCUCCUUCCCGGUGUCGUUAAGGUCUGCCUCUGAUUCGGGCAGGUUUCCCUGGUUUUCCUCUUUUUCAGCCCAGCAAAUCAUCCGUCAGAAGUUCGGGUUAUAAAUAAACACAAUAGUAUGCUCUC